AUGUAUACGAAGAGAGUAUUGUUUCACAGAGUGAAUUUUGCUCUCAUCGAAUCUCGUUCUUCCUCCUCUUCUGAAUCACUAAACAAAAUCCACAAAUUUCUGCGGAAUCUCUGCACGGCGUUAGACUUUGGAAACCCUAAUGAGUAUCGAAAUGAGGAUUCAUCAAAUUUCGCUGGUGAUAUAAACUCUAGAACAUGGAAUAGAGAUUAUGGGGGAAGCCAGAGUUUGGGUUCUAAUUCGAUGGUCCAAUCUCAGUAUCAACGAAACCUCAGUUCCAACAGCAAUUGGAACAAUCCAAGCUAUGAUUAUCGAAAUGGUGGAUCAGGUAACAAGACUUUUGAUUGCAACAUAGAAGACAAGAUUGAGGAUUUUGAUGAAUUCUGCCAACAACAUAAUCCCAAACUGGCCUUAGAAGCUAUGAAAUCAUUGGAGAAGAUGGGUCAUGUUUUGGAUUUAGCUAGGCUUUUAAGGUUAGCACAGCUUUUUGGGGAAGAACAUAGUUUUCAAGAUGUCAAGGCUUUACAAGAGGCUAAAGUAGAUGUUCACGGGAAGAUCAGAGCUUUGGUUUACCAUUUAGAUGCAAACUAUCUAAAGUAUUACACUGAUAUCGUGAUUGAAGAAUUCGAUGCGUUUUGUAGAAGAGGGAAUGUGAAGAAGGCUCUAUAUAUUAUGGAUACAUUGUCAAGUAUGAGUCAUUUGUUGGAUUUGAACAGACUUUUAGUAUUAGCCAAGCUAUGUGGAGAAGCAGAGGCUUUACAAGAAGCCAAGACCGUUCACGGGAAGAUUCGUUCUUCGUUUUGCGGUUUAGAUGUGAGUUCUUAUCAUGUAUUGAUAGAAAUGUAUUCAAACUGUGGAUUGUUGAAUGAAGCAUCGGGUGUUUUUGAGGAAAUGCCUGAGAAGAGUUUGGAGACUUGGGACAUUAUCAUAAGAUGUUUUGCGAAGAACGGUCUAGGAGAAGAAGCGAUUGACAUGUUUACUCGUUUUAAAAACGAAGGAAACAAACCCGAGGCUCGGUUAUUCAGAGGAGUGUUCUAUGCUUGUGGCUUCCUAGGUGAUGUCGAUGAAGGGUUGUUGCAUUUUAGAUCAAUGUCUAAAGACUAUGGCAUCAUCCCUACCGUGGAAGACUAUGUAAGCAUCGUUGAGAUGUUUGCUUUACCGGGACUAUUAGACGAGGCCUUAGAGUUUAUUGAGAGAAUGCCUAUGAAGCCAAACGCUGAUGUGUGGGAAACAUUGAUGAAUCUCUCUCGUGUACACGGGGAUUUAGAGCUCGGAGAUCGGUGUGCUGAGAUUGUGGAGGUGUUAGAUCAUACGCGACUGAACAAACAGUCGAGGGAAGGUUUUCUACCGGUGAAGACAUCGGAUAUCGAGAGAGAGAUUCUAAAGAAAAGGUCAGGGAUCCUUGGGCUUCAUGGGAUCGGGACUGGUUUUAUCUUGAUCCGAUUCUUAGGAACACAUCCUCAACAGAGACAAGCUUGCAUCAACCUCACUUUUCUCGUCCAUGUAUUGUUAUAA
Molecule: messenger RNA, 1512 nt
Organism: Thlaspi arvense
Lineage: Eukaryota; Viridiplantae; Streptophyta; Magnoliopsida; Brassicales; Brassicaceae
Source: the annotation of a GenBank genome assembly